Messenger RNA from Episyrphus balteatus (marmalade hoverfly), 2527 nucleotides. RefSeq names its product hexokinase type 2 (gene Hex-A). Bases 547 to 2010 code for a protein of 487 amino acids. The transcript has a single exon. Gene Ontology annotation, cellular component: mitochondrion; cytosol. Gene Ontology annotation, biological process: glycolytic process; glucose 6-phosphate metabolic process; intracellular glucose homeostasis. NCBI's taxonomy places the organism in Eukaryota, Metazoa, Arthropoda, Insecta, Diptera, Syrphidae. The record is from RefSeq and is a predicted model, not a curated record. Gene Ontology annotation, molecular function: fructokinase activity; glucokinase activity; D-glucose binding.
GUGCGAACAAACACACGCCACACAGUUAAAAAAAAACAUCACACAUAAUUCGCAAAAAACGGGAUAUAAUAAUAAAGAAAAAGAAAAAUAAAUUAGAAAACAAAAAAAAAAGUAAAAAAAGAUUAAAAAAAAAACAUCUAUUUUCUUUUAUGUGCUGUCAUUCAUGCACCUGCGUGCGUAUAUAACAGUUUAGUACGAUAACUCGUUCUUUUUUUUUUUUCAUUUUGUUACUUUUUUGUAAAUGGUGUAGUAGUAGUGCUCUCACUUCCUCUUUAACCAAUAACCCACCCACCAACGUAAAGUGUGUUCGUUUCUACUCUUCUCUUUCGUCUGUGUGUCUUGUGCGAGAGUUGUCAAUUUUGACCUUCAAGAUUCCUUCAAAAUCGACGCAGCACUAGUUUCUUUCUCAGUGGGAAAAUCUCAAUUCAACUCAACUCAAAAAAUCAUCAACGAAAAAAAAAGAAAAGAAGAAAAAUCUUUUUUACACAUUUGCAUUUUGAACAAAAAAAAAAAAAAAUACAACAAAUAAACAAGAAAACUAGAAAAAUGGAUAAAGAGAUAAGUGCACAAUUCGAAACAAUUGCUAUUAAUAGUAAUAAUUUAUGCAAAGAGAAAUACAACAAAUGCAAAGAAAAAUCUAAAGCGCCAAAGAUUUUCAGUGAAAAAUCAAAAAUGAUACGCGAACACUGCAAAGAGCUCAUCCUUACCGAAGAGCAAAUCAAAGAAUUAAAUUAUCGCAUUUUGCAUGAAAUAAAACGUGGUUUAGCCAAGGAUACCCACGAUCGGGCUAAUGUCAAGUGUUUCGUCACAUACGUACAGGAUUUACCAAAUGGCAAUGAACGAGGCAAAUUUCUAGCACUCGAUUUGGGUGGUACUAAUUUUCGAGUACUUUUAAUUCAUUUAAAAGGUGAGAAUGACUUUCAAAUGCAAUCACGUAUCUAUGCGAUACCACAACAUAUUAUGACUGGAUCUGGAAUUCAGUUAUUCGAUCAUAUUGCUGAAUGUUUGUCAAAUUUCAUGAACGAACAUGACGUGUACAAAGAACGUUUGCCAUUGGGUUUUACAUUUUCAUUUCCUCUGACGCAAUUGGGUCUGACUAAAGGUCUACUUGUUACAUGGACAAAAGGUUUCAAUUGUGAAGGUGUUGUUGAUCAGGAUGUUGUUCAAUUGCUUAAAGAUGCUAUAGCACGACGAGGUGAUGUACAAAUUGAUGUUUGUGCUAUUCUUAACGAUACUACUGGCACUCUUAUGUCAUGUGCCUGGAAGAAUCACAAUUGCAAAAUUGGUUUGAUUGUUGGAACCGGUUGCAAUGUCUGCUACGUCGAGAAAGUCCAGGAAGCUGAAUUAUUCGAUGUUAAAGACAAUUCAAAACCACACGUCCUCAUCAAUACUGAAUGGGGAGCAUUUGGUGACAAUGGAGCUCUAGAUUUUGUACGAACAGAAUACGAUGAUGAUGUGGACAAGCAUAGUAUUAAUCCGGGUAAGCAAUGUUUUGAGAAAAUGAUUUCUGGUAUGUAUAUGGGCGAGCUGGUCCGGUUGGUGUUGGCUAAAUUUGCAAAACAAGGAAUGUUGUUUAAAGGAGUCGAUUGUGACAUUUUGAUGACUCGUGGAACAUUCUUUACCAAAUAUGUUUCAGAAAUUGAAGCUGAUGAAAUUGGUAGCUACACAAACUGCCGGAGUGUACUGGAAGAAUUGGGUCUGAAUAGUGCCAGUGAUGAGGAUUGUGAAGAUGUUCGUUUUAUAUGCGAAUGUGUAUCGAAGAGGGCGGCUCAUUUGGUUAGUUGUGGUAUAGCGACUUUGAUAAAUAAAAUGAAUGAACCUUUUGUAACGGUCGGAGUGGAUGGCUCUGUGUAUCGUUUCCAUCCGAAAUUCCACAAUAUAAUGGUUGAGAAGAUUAAUAGUUUAAUUAAACCGGGUAUCAGAUUUGAUUUGAUGUUGUCGGAAGAUGGUUCGGGAAGAGGUGCAGCGUUGGUAGCGGCUGUAGCAUGCAGAGAAGACUUAGAUGAUUAGAAAUACCUACUAUAAACAACACACACAAAAAAACAUGGUUUGAAUUAUCCCCAAUUUACUUGUUAUAUAUAUAAAUACCAGCUCGCAGCGAUGUUCAUAUACAAAAAAAAAACAAACAACACUUAAAAACAAUAAAAUCUUUUUGGAACGGAAUGAUGAUGAGGAUGAUGGUAGUCGGAGUUGGAGGAGGAGGAGAAAUUAUUAUUAUAUAUUUUUUUGAGCAUAGUACAUUAAAUUAAAUUUACUGAUAUGAAUUGGAUGUCAGGAAGGAAAGAAACAAAGGAAAGAAGCGCAAAAACAGAUAGAAAACAUAUAUAUCUUAGAGUAUAAUCAAAUUAAAUUACACACUUUAUAUUAAAAAAAAAAAAAUUUAUCUAAUAUCUAUUUGGAUUUUGUUGUAAUUAAUAAUAAUAAUUGUAUUGGUUUAGUAAUAUUAUAUAUACAUCAUUCUAUAUUCUUUUUUCCUAGAUUUAUAAAGUGGAAACUUAAUUUUUUUUUUAUUUAAAUUCGAUAAAAA